This is a messenger RNA of Monopterus albus (swamp eel), 5315 nucleotides long. Its product is annotated as inactive rhomboid protein 1. The coding region runs from base 190 to 4674 and encodes 1494 amino acids. NCBI's taxonomy places the organism in Eukaryota, Metazoa, Chordata, Actinopteri, Synbranchiformes, Synbranchidae. Gene Ontology annotation, molecular function: serine-type endopeptidase activity. Gene Ontology annotation, cellular component: endoplasmic reticulum membrane; GATOR1 complex. The record is from RefSeq and is a predicted model, not a curated record. Gene Ontology annotation, biological process: cellular response to amino acid starvation; positive regulation of autophagy; negative regulation of TORC1 signaling. The transcript is spliced from 32 exons.
GCUGGGAAGGUUUCAUAGCCAGGCCUGAAACUUAAAACCGUUUAGGGUGUAAUGUGCGUGGGGUUGGUGUUUCUGUAAGGCAAACAUUAAUAGUAGCUCCACCUGCAACACGCUAACGUUAGCUGUAGAUACAGCCGGCGACCGGGUUUAUUGUGUCGCAGGUAACGCAAAAUUAGCUAGGAUGCUAACAUGAUGCUCAACCCAUCAGCCGGGUUACCAGAUGAUCGAGACGCAAUGUACAGCCAGGCACAAAAUAGCAUGUAUAAAACUGGCGAUAAAACCAGUCCUAUUAGCGUAAUACUAGUUAGUUCUGGCAGCCGAGGGAACAAACUACUUUUUCGAUACCCUUUCCAGAGAGUGGCCGAAUGUCCGUCAUCUCUUACAGCAAAACAGCGAAGCCCAUAUGCACUGAACACAACCGGGGAUGGUCUUGAAGAUCAGGACGGUGAUUCAAGAGAACAGUCUUCACUAACUGAUGAACAGUUGGUAGCUGGGUUCUCUGACAUCAUCCUCGCCACCAUCCUGGCCACCAAAUCUGAUAUGUGUGGUAAGAAGUUUGAACUGAAGAUAGACAAUGUUCGAUUUGUGGGUCACCCGACCCUCCUCCAGCAUCCUCCUAUCAUUCAGGUUUCUAAAACAGAUCCUUCUCCUAAGAGAGAGGUGCCCACAAUGAUCCUGUUUAAUGUGGUGUUUGCACUGAGGGCGAACACUGACCCCUCCGUCAUCAGCUGCAUGCACAACCUGUCACGCCGCAUCGCCAUAGCCCUGCAGCACGAGGAGCGGCGCUGCCAGUACCUGACCAGAGAGGCCAAACUGAUGCUGGCCGUUCAGGAUGAGAUUACCACCACAACUGAGACGGACAGAAGUCCCCAGUCCCCAUUUAGACAGAUUCUUCCCAAAUGUAAGCUAGCCAGGGACCUGAAGGAGGCUUACGACAGCCUUUGUACAUCCGGUGUGGUACGACUACACAUUAACAGCUGGCUGGAGGUGAGCUUCUGUUUACCACACAAGAUCCACAGGAUUGGUGGCAAUUAUAUCCCCCCAGAGGCAUUAGAGCGUAGCCUUAAGGCUAUAAGACCCUAUCAUGCCCUGUUGCUACUAGAAAGUGAGAAGGCACUGCUGAGCCAGCUUCCUUUGGACUGCUCGCCUGCGAUGGUGCGCCUCAUCAAAACCUGCUCAGCAGUGAAAAACCUGCAGCAGCUUGCCCAGGACGCUGACCUGGACUUAUUUCAGAUCUUUCAAAUUGCUGCCCACUUGGUUUACUGGGGAAAAGCCAUCAUCAUUUACCCCCUGUGCGAGAACAACGUCUACAUGCUGUCUCCUCACGCCAAUAUCUGCCUAUACUCACCACUGGCCGAGCACUUUGCCCAGCAGUUUCCUGGUCAUGAUCUGCCCUCCAUGUUAGCCAAGUUCUCACUGCCUGUCUCACUGGCUGAAUUCAGAAACCCCUUGGAAGCUCCUGCACAGGAGGCUCACCUGAUCCAGAUGGUGGUGUGGAUGCUCCAGCGCCGCUUGCUGAUCCAGCUGCAUACUUAUGUUUGCCUGUUGGUCCCACCCAGUGAGGAUGAGCCUGGGCUAAGGGAUGAAGACCCUCCAAUGGCUGCCAGAGUAGGAAGCCGAAGUCUCAGCACGCCUAGCGCUCUCAGCUUCGGUUCUCCAACCAGCAGUGAUGACAUGACCCUCACCAGCCCCAGUAUGGACAACUCCAGUGCAGAGCUGCUACCUGGUGGCGACUCCCCGCUCAACAAGAGGAUGACAGAGACCCUGCUUGCCAGCCUCUCAGAGUAUGAGAGGCAGGUUAUUCUCAACAUCCCUGCUGCACAAAAUCCAGAGGAUUUGCGGAUGUUUGCCAGAUCUUUGGAGAGGAGCCACAGUUGCAGCAUGCUCCCGAAGUGGCAGCCUUGUGUGCAUGUGUGUGGCAUUGGAGAAUUAGGUGAAGGGCAUGUGUCAUUGGACUGGAGCUGGCAGGCCUGGGGUGGGACAGAGAGCAUGGCUGAAACACGGCGGGAGAGCACCAGUAGCCUGCAGAGGAAGAAACCUCCCUGGCUCAGACUGGACAUUCCUACGGCUCAGAUGUCAGUGGACGAGCCUCCCACUUUUGUUCAGCCAGUGAAGAGGCAGGGGUUCCUGCGCAGCAUCAGCAUGCCAGUGGAGACUUCUCACCUCCAGUCUCCACCCCGCGACCUCUUUGACACCCGGCGGCCUGUCUUGCAACGCCAGUCAUCAAUCACUCAGACAAUAAAGAGCAGCAGAAAGGUGCACUUUGAGCGGAUUAACACGGUGCCUGUUAAGGGCCAGCGAGCUGCUCGCCGCAGCACCAGGAAGCACCACUCACUCUCCAGAACCCUGCUCAGGGGGACGGCGGACUGGUUUGGGGUCAGUAAGGAUGGUGACGCCACCCAGAAAUGGCAGAGGAAAAGUCUGCGCCACUGUAGCUUGCGCUAUGGAAAGCUGAAACCACAGGUGAUCCGAGAGAUGGAUCUGCCCAGCCAGGACAACAUCUCCCUAACCAGCACUGAGACCCCGCCUCCUCUUUAUGUCCCCACGUCACAGCAUGGCAUGCAAAAGAUUGUGGACCCACUGGCACGAGGACGAGCUUUUCGUAUGGUGGAGGAGGUGGAUGGCUAUAGCAUGCCUCAGACCCCCAUCACUCCAGGAGCUGCCUCCCUUUGCUCCUUCACCAGCUCCCGCUCAGGUCUCAACCGACUGCCUCGCCGACGUAAGAGAGAGUCUGUGGCAAAAAUGAGCUUCAGGGCUGCAGCAGCACUGGUCAAGGGGCGCUCAUUAAGGGAGAGCACUCUGAGACGGGCUCAAAGACGAAGCUUUACUCCUGCCAGCUUCAUGGAGGAAGAUGUGGUCGACUUUCCUGAUGAACUGGACACAUCUUUCUUUGCCAGAGAUAUUCUGAUGCAUGAGGAGAUGUCCACAUAUGCAGAUGAAGUGUUUGAGUCGCUGUCUGAGGUGGCCAUGAAAGAGGCAGAGCCCAGCAGUAAGAAGGAUGAGACAGAGCUGACAGGCAGCGCCCUAGAUAAAACCGAGCUGGAGAGAAGUCACCUCCUGCUACCAUUGGAGCGAGGGUGGCGUAAAGCCAAAGAAGGAACUCCAGGACCACCAAAGGUGCCCUUGCGGCAGGAGGUAGUGAGUGUUAACGGACAGCGUCGUGGGCAGCGCAUUGUUGUACCUGUCAAGAAGCUUUUUGCUCGAGAGAAGAGGCCCUAUGGGUUGGGUAUGGUAGGGAAGCUCACAAACCGCACCUACCGUAAGCGCAUUGACAGCUACGUGAAGAGACAAAUAGAGGACAUGGAUGACCACAGGCCUUUUUUUACAUACUGGAUCACCUUUGUCCAUUUGCUCAUCACCAUCUUGGCUGUAUGCAUCUAUGGUAUUGCACCAGUGGGCUUCUCCCAGCAUGAGACGGUUGAUUCUGUUUUAAGAAACAAAGCUGUGUAUGAAAAUGUCAAAUUUGUACAGCAGGAGAACUUCUGGAUCGGGCCGAGUUCGGAAGCUCUGAUCCACUUGGGGGCCAAAUAUUCUCCAUGCAUGCGGCAGGACAAGCAAGUGCAUGACCUUAUCAGGGAAAAGAGAGCUGUUGAACGUAACUCUGCCUGCUGCGUGCGGAACGAUCGCUCUGGCUGCGUCCAAACCUCAGAGGAGGAAUGCUCGAGUACUUUAGCUGUGUGGGUAAAGUGGCCCGGGCAUUCCAGCACUCCCCAGUUAAAUGGUGAAAACCGAAACUAUGGCUCGGUUUGCCAUCAGGAUCCCAGGACAUGUCUAGAGCCUGCCUCAGUAUCACCUCAUGAAUGGCCUGAUGACAUCACCAAGUGGCCAAUCUGUACCAGGUACAACACAGGGAACCACACCAACCUGCCUCAUAUAGAUUGUACUAUCACAGGCCGGCCGUGCUGCAUUGGAACAAAAGGGAGGUGUGAGAUCACUUCCCGGGAAUAUUGCGACUUCAUGAAGGGCUACUUUCAUGAGGAGGCUACUCUCUGCUCUCAAGUGCACUGCAUGGAUCAUGUAUGUGGCCUGUUGCCUUUCCUCAACCCAGAGAUCCCAGAUCAGUUUUACAGGCUCUGGCUCUCACUUUUUCUGCAUGCAGGGAUCCUUCACUGCCUGGUGUCGGUGGCUUUCCAGAUGACCAUCCUGAGGGACCUGGAGAAACUGGCGGGUUGGCUGCGCAUCUCAAUCAUUUACAUCCUCAGUGGCAUCACUGGCAACUUAGCUUCAGCAAUCUUCCUGCCCUACAGAGCAGAGGUGGGUCCAGCUGGCUCUCAGUUUGGAAUUCUGGCCUGUCUGUUCGUCGAGUUGUUUCAGAGUUGGCAGAUCCUGGCCCAGCCCUGGAGGGCCUUUACCAAGCUGCUGUGUGUUGUGCUCUUCCUCUUUGCCUUUGGGCUGUUGCCCUGGAUUGACAAUUUUGCCCACAUUUGUGGCUUCAUCUCUGGCUUCUUCCUGUCCUUCGCCUUCCUACCAUACAUCAGCUUCGGCCGCAUGGACCUGUACCGCAAACGCUGCCAGAUUAUUGUCUUUCUGCUGGUGUUUGUCGGGCUCUUUUCAGGCCUUGUCGUGCUCCUCUAUGUCUACCCAAUCAAGUGUGAAUGGUGUGAGUUGCUCACCUGCAUCCCUUUCACGGACAAAUUUUGCGAGAAGUAUGACCUCAACGCUCACCUUCACUGAAGUGUGGACAGCGUGAGCACGACAGGAAGGCAUCAGGUCAAAAGACGUGGACGAACAGAUGACAUCAGCCAGUCUGUCUCUCCACUUGACCUCUGUGUGGCUGGGGGGCUGUCACCCCCUCUCUGUGAACUAGGACAAUAUUUCUGUGUUGUGUUUUCUACUCUGUCAGUAUGAAUACGUUUGCCACUCAUCAUAAGUACUUCUUUUAAUCACUUUUAAUUCACUGACAGUCAAUGUCCCUCCUUCACUGCCCAGUGAAACAAAGGUAUGGCACUUCUUAACCUCAACAAAGUUCCCAGCUGCUCUUUACACAUGAGGCAGGAAUUGUACAGAGAGAGGGAACUUUGUUUUUUACCUUCACACUCCAGACAUAGGUUUUCUCAUUGUUCAGUCCAUCUUAUACUGAAGGUGGGACAAAAAAAAAUCUAAUACUGAUACCUUUGGUGCCUUGUUGAUAAAUGUACCAACUACUGCCAUAUUUUUGUUACAUUAUGCUGAGCACUCGAAUGUUUUCUUUUAUUUGUUUAUUGCUUCUGAAGAAGUGAUGGUUGUUUUGAACACGGUAGCGUUUUAGCUACUUUUACUCAUCUGUAAGUGAAAACCGAAGUAAAAAAAAUACAAGUUAAAAUUGUCUGUGACUU